Molecule: messenger RNA, 1966 nt
Organism: Cavia porcellus (domestic guinea pig)
Lineage: Eukaryota; Metazoa; Chordata; Mammalia; Rodentia; Caviidae
Gene: Slc1a6
Product: solute carrier family 1 member 6
Exons: 10
Coding region: 141-1835 (564 amino acids)
Biological process (GO): L-glutamate transmembrane transport
Cellular component (GO): plasma membrane
Molecular function (GO): glutamate:sodium symporter activity; neutral L-amino acid transmembrane transporter activity; L-glutamate transmembrane transporter activity
Source: RefSeq, a predicted model, not a curated record
UCGCCGUCCGCGCUGCACGUCCCUGGCGGGUCCCCGCGGCCCCGGCCGGGCGCAUCGCCGGGCUCCGGCUCCUGCAUCCGGGGGCAGCGCGCAGGCCGAGGCCGGCAGGCCGCCCCCGCCGCUCCGGGCGUCGGUGGACGAUGAGCAGCCACGCCAACAGCUUGUUCCUGCGGGAGAGCGGCCACCGCCUGGGCCGGGCGGGCUGGCUGCCCAGGCUGCGGGACGGCCUGCAGCAGAGGGCACUGCGCGCGCGCCUGCGCCUGCAGACGCUGACCCGCGAGCGCGUGCUGCGCUUCCUGCGCCGCCACGCCUUCAUCCUGCUCACGGUCAGCGCAGUGGUCAUCGGUGUCAGCCUGGCCUUUGCGCUGCGCCCGUACCAGCUCACCUACCGGCAGAUCAAGUACUUCUCGUUCCCCGGGGAGCUGCUCAUGCGGAUGCUGCAGAUGCUGGUGCUGCCGCUCAUCGUCUCCAGCCUGGUCACAGGCAUGGCAUCCCUGGACAACAAGGCGACCGGGCGGAUGGGGAUGCGGGCAGCCGUCUACUACAUGGUGACCACGGUCAUCGCGGUCUUCAUCGGCAUCCUCAUGGUGACCAUCAUCCACCCUGGCAAGGGCUCCAAGGAGGGGCUGCACCGGGAGGGCCGAAUCGAGACCAUCCCCACAGCGGACGCCUUCAUGGACCUGGUCAGAAAUAUGUUUCCACCCAACCUCGUGGAGGCCUGCUUCAAACAGUUCAAGACCCAGUACAGCACAAGGGUGGUGACCAGGACCGUUGUGAGGACAGAGAAUGGAUCCGAGCUAGGCACCUCUGUGCCUCUGCCCUCCUCGGCAGAGAAUGAAACUAGCAUCCUGGAGAAUGUCACGCGGGCCUUGGGCACCCUACAGGAGGUGCUGAGCUUCGAGGAGACCGUUCCCGUGCCCGGGUCUGCCAAUGGCAUCAACGCGCUGGGCCUUGUGGUCUUUUCCGUGGCCUUUGGGCUGGUCAUCGGUGGCAUGAAGCACAAGGGCCGGGUCCUGAGGGACUUCUUCGACAGCCUCAAUGAGGCCAUCAUGAGGCUGGUGGGCAUCAUCAUCUGGUAUGCGCCCGUGGGCAUCUUGUUCCUGAUUGCGGGGAAGAUUCUGGAAAUGGAAGACAUGGCCGUCCUUGGGGGUCAGCUGGGGAUGUACACGCUGACCGUCAUUGUGGGCUUGUUCCUCCACGCCGGGGGUGUCCUGCCCCUCAUCUACUUCUUGGUUACCCACCGGAACCCCUUCCCCUUCAUCGGGGGCCUGCUGCAGGCCCUAAUCACCGCCAUGGGCACGUCCUCCAGCUCGGCCACCCUGCCCAUCACCUUCCGCUGCCUGGAGGAGGGCCUGGGUGUGGACCGACGCAUCACCAGGUUCGUGCUGCCCGUCGGGGCCACCGUCAACAUGGACGGCACCGCGCUCUACGAGGCCUUGGCCGCUAUCUUUAUUGCACAGGUCAAUAAUUAUGAGCUCAACCUUGGUCAGAUCACCACCAUCAGCAUCACAGCCACGGCGGCCAGCGUUGGGGCUGCCGGCAUCCCCCAGGCGGGUCUGGUCACUAUGGUCAUUGUGCUCACGUCGGUCGGGCUGCCCACGGAGGACAUCACGCUGAUCAUAGCGGUGGACUGGUUCCUUGACCGGCUUCGCACGAUGACCAACGUGCUGGGGGACUCGAUCGGAGCGGCCGUCAUCGAGCACUUGAGCCAGCAGGAGCUGGACAUGCAGGAAGUGGAGCUCACCAUGCCCAGCCUGGGGAAGCCCUACAAGUCACUCAUGGCACAGGAGAAGGGGGUGUCCAGAGGCCGGGUUGGCAACGAGAGUGCUAUGUGAGGGUCCUCCGGGUCUGCUGCCUCUCGAGGAGGGCGCUCUGGGGACAGUCUGCAACCCGGCUGACCACGGCUGAACCCCCAGUCUGCUUGGCUUGUUCAGGGGGGCAGUGAGAUAAAGGAGCAGGAAUGAAA